Molecule: messenger RNA, 651 nt
Organism: Aspergillus tanneri
Lineage: Eukaryota; Fungi; Ascomycota; Eurotiomycetes; Eurotiales; Aspergillaceae
Product: rRNA-processing protein RRP17
Exons: 2
Coding region: 1-651 (216 amino acids)
Cellular component (GO): nucleolus
Molecular function (GO): RNA binding
Source: RefSeq, a predicted model, not a curated record
AUGGGACCUCAGACAAAAAAGCGCAAGGUAUCCAAGAUCGAGGAGAUCAAUUUUGAUCACGAUGACCGGCAUCAAUUCCUCACUGGCUUUCGCAAACGAAAGCAACAACGAAUUAAACGUGCACAGGAAGUGGCAGAGCAAAAAAAUCGAGAAGCAAAACGUGAGGAAAAGAAACGGAUCCGACAAGAGCGAACCGCAGAUUUCCAGCGAGCGCUAGAAGAGCACCGGAAACAAUUGAAAAGACUUCAAGGGGAGAAUAGUGACAGCGAUGGGUCUAAUUCUGAGCGCGAUAGUGAUGAGGGCGGGGAUCAGGAGUGGGAAGGAUUUACGGAGCCACCGGCCGUGGAUUACGAAGCAGAAUACAUCGAUGAGGAUAAAUACACGACCGUCACAGUAGAGGAGAUGGAUCCCUCGAAAGAAGGGUUGAUGGAGGCACAAGAAGAUGCCUCAGAUGAAGAUGCGCAGACGACAUCGAAGUCCGAUCCGAAGACAGAACAGUCCGUCGGGAAAACAAAGAAGAGGAUAGCCGAUAGCAAGCCCAAAAAGAAAAAGAAAAAGUUUCGGUAUGAAAACAAGGAAGAACGCAAGCUUCUGCGGGCGAAGGAGCGUCUGUCGAACCACAGGAAAGCUCAGGCUCGACGUGAGCGAUGA